Verruconis gallopava is the source of this 2181-nucleotide messenger RNA. RefSeq lists its product as uncharacterized. The record is from RefSeq and is a predicted model, not a curated record. NCBI's taxonomy places the organism in Eukaryota, Fungi, Ascomycota, Dothideomycetes, Venturiales, Sympoventuriaceae. Gene Ontology annotation, cellular component: cortical actin cytoskeleton. The transcript has 3 exons. Gene Ontology annotation, biological process: actin filament depolymerization; positive regulation of actin filament depolymerization. Bases 182 to 1993 code for a protein of 603 amino acids. Gene Ontology annotation, molecular function: actin filament binding.
CCGUAAACAGUUAAAGUGCCACAGCCCACCUCGAUUAUGCUGCACGGUGCAGCAGACUACAGAAGGCAACACUUUCCAGAGCAAAGAGGUUUGACUUUACAAAUAGUCCAAAUCCCCCUCAUGCUACAGAGCAUACUUUGCACUCUCUUCAACCACUCGUUUAUCUAGCAUUCGCCCCAACAUGUCAAUCAAAUCCCAGGCAAUUUGGGCGGCGUCGCCUAGCACAACACGCGGACAGCCGACACCGCUGUCUUCAGAUGCGAAGGGCGAGCGCAUAGCAUAUGCUUCUAACAAAUCCAUCUUUCUCCGGUCGAUCGACAAUCCCGCAGUGUCGACUCAAUACACCUCGCACACUACCCAAACCACAGUAGCGCGGUUCUCACCUUCGGGAUACUAUGUUGCAUCAGGCGACGUCUCGGGAAUGGUCCGCGUAUGGGAUGCUGUGGGCGAAGACAUGAUCACCAAGGGUGAAUAUGGCAUCAUCGCGGGCCGUAUAAACGACAUAGCGUGGGACGGCGACUCACAGCGUAUCAUUGCCGUAGGAGAGGGCAAGGAGCGGAUGGGGCAUUGCAUCACUUGGGACAGCGGCAACAGCGUUGGCGAAAUAUCUGGCCAUUCAAGUCAAAUCAACUGCGUGAGCAUCAGGCAACAGCGGCCGUUGCGCGCGGCUACCGGAAGUGAUGACACCCAGCUUUGCUUCUUCCACGGCGCCCCGUUCAAAUUCAAUACGAGCAACCGUGGGCAGCAUGAUCGGUUCGUGUUUGGGACACAAUUCAGCCCAGAUGGAAGUACCUUGGUCAGCGUUGGUGCAGACAAGAAGAUAUGGUUGUAUGACGGAAAGACUGGAGAGCCCAAGACGCAGAUUGGACAAAAUGUGCACACAGGCAGUAUAUUUGGUGUCAGUUUCGCCAAAGAUUCAAAAAGAUUUGUCACGGCGAGCGCAGACCAGACCGUGAGAGUCUGGGACAUUGAGACUGGGAAAAACACGCAAACUUGGCGUAUGGGCGAGGAAGGCGUGGUGAGUGUACCGGAUCAACAAGUUGGUGUAGUCUGGCCUGCCGGCAGAAGUGACGGUCUGAUCAUCUCCGUUGAUCUUGACGGAAACCUAAACUAUCUCGUGGAGGGAAGUACAAAGCCUACGAGGGUGAUCACAGGCCAUCAGAAGAGCAUCACGGCAGCUGCCAUUUCAGACAAAACUUUCUAUACCGGAAGCUUCGAAGGACGAGUAUGUGCAUGGGAUCUGGCAACCGGUACUGCAGAAAAGAUCGACGGCGAUACACACACAAAUUACGUCUCUGGCAUUACGUCGGACCCAAAGCAGGACCGUGUGUACUCUGUUGGCUGGGACGACACGCUUCGAUGCAUCUCAGCGAAAACCUUUGUCGCUGGUGUCGGCUCCAUUGGAGGUCAACCUAAAGGGGUUGCAUCCGCAAAAGGCUACACCUACACCGCGACCCGUGAAGCAAUUGUCGUUUUUAAAGACAAUGAAAAGGUCUCCAGUUUCCCCUCGCAUGGCGCCACCGCAAUCGCGGCCAUCAAUGAUACAUUAGCCGUCGGCCACGAUGACAAGUCCGUGCGCAUAUUCUCGCUCUCGUCUCCAGAGCAGCCAUCCCCCGUUGACAAGGAUCUGCGAAAGCCCACCGCCGCGAUAUCCACGCUCUCCUUCUCGCCAAAUGGCACGUACCUGGCAGCCGGUGUGUCAAACGGUAAGAUCAUCGUGUACAAAACGGCGGAUUGGAGUGUAGCCACCGACCGCUGGUCUGCUCAUACUGGCAGGGUAACCAGUAUUGCAUGGGAUGCAAAGGAGGAGAACGCUGUCAGCGGUAGCUUGGAUACGAAUGUGUUUGUGUGGAGCUUGAAGGACCCCGGGCGUAGAGUGAAGGCACUCAAUGCACACAAGGAUGGGGUCAAUGGAGUUGGCUGGCCGGAGCCGGGGAAAGUGGUUACGACGGGCGGAGAUGCCAGUGUAAAGAUUUGGAAAGUCGAUGUUUGAGUUGCGACGGUUCGAAGUUAGUUGGACUCUUCUGCUAGCGUUGAAAGCAUGGAAUAGAACACCCAGUGCAUGAUGGCGAGUCUACCCAUAAUCCAAGUGACUCAACAUACUUAAUCUGUAUGCUCUAAACGAAAUCCGAAGUACGCCGUAUCAUGCCCUAAAAUCACAUACUCGUACAUAGACGCAGG